AUGGCUUAUCAUGGGACUAUUUUAAGACAUCUAGUUUCUGUAAGGGAAAUAGAGGUAGACAAAGCUAAGAUAGAUGUUAUUGCUAACCUUCCCUAUCCUACAUGUGUUAGAGAGAUUCGUAAGUUUCUUGGUAGUGCAGGUUUCUACAGGCGUUUCAUCAAGGAUUUUUCGAAGUUGGCAGUACCACCAUCAACAUUGCUUCAGAAAGAUGUUCCAUUUGAUUUUGACAAGAAGUGUCAGGAGGCCUUUGACACUUUGAAGGAGAAGUUGACCACCACCCCGAUUCUGCAACCUCAAAGAUGGGAUGUACCGUUCGAGAUCAUGUGCAAUGCUAGCAAUUUAGCAGUGGGAACGGUACCAGAUGACCAAAAAGAAGUCAAAGCUCUGACUUGUGUGUUGGAUGCUCAUUCUUUAGGAAUUCAAUUUGACUAUCAAGGACAGGAAGGGAGCAGAAAACUUGAUUGCCAUAACCACUCCAUGGUGAAUUUCCUGGUUACUGGUAAGUUCCCUUUCGACAUGCCUAAUUCUAAGAAGGCCAAAUUAAAGAGUAAUUCAAAUCUUGUGAGAGAUGUCAGAGAUCAGGCUCUGGAGGAAAGAGUUGCCAUUAAAUUCUAUCCUUUUGAUUAUGUUUCAAAAUGGGUUGAGGCAAUCCCUACUAGGACUAACAUUGUUGUCGUAGUUUCAGGUUUCUUAAGAGCUAACAUCUUUUCUAGGUUUGGCAUACCUCGAGCUAUAAUAAGUGAUCAAGGCGAAGACCAGCAGAAGCAUCUCAAGAAUUUUCAAAUUGUAUGUGAUGGGAUGCUACAAUAUGGAGUCACUGAAGAACAGAUAAAUCUAAGGGGUGUUCCUCCUUUCAUUGAAGAUGAAGCAAAGGACUAG
This is a messenger RNA of Benincasa hispida (wax gourd), 879 nucleotides long. Lineage: Eukaryota; Viridiplantae; Streptophyta; Magnoliopsida; Cucurbitales; Cucurbitaceae. The record is from RefSeq and is a predicted model, not a curated record.